Fusarium mangiferae is the source of this 936-nucleotide messenger RNA. Its product is annotated as putative ADP, ATP carrier protein (ADP/ATP translocase). Gene Ontology annotation, biological process: mitochondrial ADP transmembrane transport; mitochondrial ATP transmembrane transport. The coding region runs from base 1 to 936 and encodes 311 amino acids. Gene Ontology annotation, cellular component: mitochondrial inner membrane. Gene Ontology annotation, molecular function: ATP:ADP antiporter activity. NCBI's taxonomy places the organism in Eukaryota, Fungi, Ascomycota, Sordariomycetes, Hypocreales, Nectriaceae. The record is from RefSeq and is a predicted model, not a curated record. The transcript has 4 exons.
AUGUCUGCUGAGCAACCCCCGAAGGUCUUGGGCAUGCCGCCCUUCAUGGCCGACUUCUUGAUGGGUGGUGUUUCCGCCGCCGUCUCGAAGACCGCUGCCGCUCCCAUCGAGCGUGUCAAGCUCCUCAUCCAGAACCAGGAUGAGAUGCUUAAGACCGGUCGUCUCGACCGCAAGUACGCCGGCAUCGGUGACUGCUUCAAGCGCACCAUGGCCGAUGAGGGUGUCAUGUCCCUCUGGCGAGGAAACACCGCCAACGUCAUCCGAUACUUCCCUACCCAGGCUCUGAACUUUGCUUUCCGUGACAAGUUCAAGAAGAUGUUCGGUUACAAGAAGGACAAGGAUGGCUACGCCCUCUGGAUGGCUGGUAACCUUGCCUCCGGUGGUGCCGCUGGUGCCACUUCCCUCCUCUUCGUCUACUCUCUGGACUACGCCCGUACCCGUCUUGCCAACGAUGCCAAGAACGCUAAGAAGGGUGGUGACCGUCAGUUCAACGGUCUCGUCGAUGUCUACAAGAAGACCCUCGCCUCUGAUGGUAUUGCCGGUCUCUACCGUGGUUUCAUGCCUUCCGUUGCUGGUAUCGUUGUCUACCGUGGUCUCUACUUCGGAAUGUACGACUCCAUCAAGCCCGUCGUCCUUGUCGGUAACCUGGCCAACAACUUCCUUGCCUCUUUCGCUCUCGGCUGGAUCGUCACCACUGGUGCCGGUAUCGCCUCUUACCCUCUUGACACCAUUCGACGACGCAUGAUGAUGACCUCUGGUGAGGCCGUCAAGUACAAGAACACCAUGGAUGCUGCCCGCCAGAUUGUCGCCAAGGAGGGUGUCAAGUCUCUCUUCAAGGGUGCUGGUGCCAACAUUCUCCGUGGUGUUGCCGGUGCUGGUGUCCUCUCCAUCUACGAUCAGCUCCAGGUCCUCCUCUUCGGCAAGGCCUUCAAAUAA